Notothenia coriiceps (black rockcod) is the source of this 629-nucleotide messenger RNA. RefSeq names its product UDP-galactose translocator-like. Gene Ontology annotation, molecular function: pyrimidine nucleotide-sugar transmembrane transporter activity. The transcript has 2 exons. Gene Ontology annotation, biological process: pyrimidine nucleotide-sugar transmembrane transport. NCBI's taxonomy places the organism in Eukaryota, Metazoa, Chordata, Actinopteri, Perciformes, Nototheniidae. Gene Ontology annotation, cellular component: Golgi membrane. The coding region runs from base 270 to 551 and encodes 93 amino acids. The record is from RefSeq and is a predicted model, not a curated record.
UUCCUUCACUUCCUGAACACCUCAGCUCCUCCACGGAGAGUGUUUUCAUCCCUUCCUCUGCAGACUUCUCUAACCUCAUCUCCGGCUUAAAAACCCCUCUGACACCCCGGAUCCCUCCCGCUUUAACCCCCGAAACCACAACCCGGAGGUCGGUGCUCCGGACCCGGGAAAUAAGAACCGUUGACCCGGGAAAGAGGAGUUAGCUGUGGGGCUAGCAGAGCGUUAGCAUCGCGGAGAAAGCUCCGGACCAGCGGGCAGAGGAGCACAUUAUGGCCGCAGGAAGCGUCUCUCAGACCGGGGAGGAGAAAGGAGUGAGCCGGGUUCAGAGUGACGUGAACAGGAAGUUGAAGUACAUCAGUCUAGCGGUGCUGGUGGUCCAGAAUGCGUCGCUCAUCCUCAGUAUCCGGUACGUGCGAACUCUGCCCGGCGACCGAUUCUUCACCACGUCGGCGGUGGUGAUGGCCGAGGUGUUGAAGGUGAUCACCUGUCUGCUCAUCAUCCUGCUGCAGAAGAGAUGUGAGUUUCAAGUUUCAAGGCUUUCAUGUGCAUAGCUACAGUGCAGAUAUGACAAUGAAAGUCUUAGGUAACAGGCGCCUCCAACAGUGCAACACAACUAACUGAUACUCAUU